Molecule: messenger RNA, 2130 nt
Organism: Daucus carota subsp. sativus
Lineage: Eukaryota; Viridiplantae; Streptophyta; Magnoliopsida; Apiales; Apiaceae
Exons: 3
Coding region: 176-1735 (519 amino acids)
Source: RefSeq, a predicted model, not a curated record
AGCUCUACGAUUUCUCCGCUCUCGUUUUCAAUUUCUAGCAUCACACAAUCCCCAGCCCUCAUACAAAUCUCUCCCCAAAAUUUCCCAGAAUUCAACACACACAAAAACACACACAAAAGGUGAAAUAAAAGAGCGAAGAAAUUGGUGGAGAUAGAUACAGAGAUUGGUGUAUGUAAUGCAUCAGAAGAAAUCAGAAGUUCAGAUCGGAAAAGAAAGCAGUGGCAUCUCUUCCGAUUUUAACCCUACUCCACCCCUUUUGUUCCCUUCCACUGUUCAUCAGAAACACCCCCAGCAAUCGCAUAAUUUUCAUCUGGGCUUUGAUAAUCUUGCUUCUUCUGUCAUCAGUGGCCCUCAUAAUUACCAAUUUGCCACUCAGCAGGCUGGUUUGCAGGAUGAUUCAGGUACCCUUUUGGCUUCACCCAAGACUACGCCUCAUAAGAGGCCUAUUGUCAGCCCGGUUUCGAAAAAGAAUGCGUCUUGGUUGAGUUCUUUGGGGAAUUUUCAGUUUUCGAGCUUGAAAUCGGAGUACCCACAUAGAAUCUUGAGUAAUUCGGGUAAAAAGGUGGCUGCUUUUAAGUUGUUUUAUAGGUUUGGUGAAUGGAGGCGUAUUCGGGUUCAUAUUAGGUUGAUUUUGUUGUUGUCAUUGCCGUUUUUUUACUUUUUGGUUUCGCAUCCUAGUAGCUCUUUUGUGCUUGAUUUUCUGUCUGCUUUUGCGUUUUCAGCUGCAUUGUUGUUUUCGUUGAAUCUUGCGUUGCCUAGGUUGCCUUCGAUUAGGUUGUUUCUUGCUAGGUCAUUUCCUAUCAAGAUUGGGUCGAGGCACGUGUCCAAAUCUGCACUGCCUGUUUUUUGGUCAAUAGGGUCGAGGUCUAAUUUGGAGAAACAGGUGAAUUCGGGGUGUUGGGUGCAGGCUUAUAGUAAUGGGGAUGUAUAUGAGGGGGAGUUUCAUAAGGGGAAAUGUUCGGGAAGUGGUGUUUAUUAUUAUUACAUGAGUGGACGGUAUGAGGGUGAUUGGGUUGAUGGGAAGUACGAUGGCUAUGGAGUGGAAACAUGGGCAAGAGGGAGUCGAUAUCGUGGGCAAUAUAGGCAGGGAUUAAGGAACGGGUUUGGUGUUUAUCGGUUUUAUACAGGGGAUGUGUAUGCAGGAGAAUGGGCCAACGGGCAGAGUCAUGGAUGUGGAGUUCAUACUUGUGACGAUGGUAGCCGCUAUGUAGGGGAAUUUAAGUGGGGCGUUAAGCAUGGUCUUGGCCACUACCAUUUCAGGAACGGUGAUACCUACGCUGGAGAAUAUUUUGCUGACAAGAUGCAUGGCUUUGGUGUUUAUCGUUUUGCAAAUGGGCAUAGGUAUGAAGGGGCCUGGCAUGAGGGCAGAAGGCAAGGAUUAGGAAUGUACACUUUCAGAAAUGGGGAAACCCAAUCUGGACACUGGCAAAAUGGGAUUAUGAAUGUUCCAAGCACACAAAACAAUACAUAUCCAGUAUCACCUGUUGCUGUUUAUCACUCUAAAGUUUUGAAUGCAGUUCAGGAAGCACGACGAGCUGCAGAGAAAGCGUAUGAUGUUGCAAAAGUAGAUGAAAGAGUUAACAGGUCUGUCGCAGCAGCUAAUAGGGCCGCUAAUGCAGCUAGAGUAGCCGCAGUAAAGGCUGUGCAGAAACAAAUACAUCCCCGGACUACCAGCGACGAAAUUCCUAUCCCGAUAGUACAAGACUGGCAUAUUUCUCAGCAAUUGGCGGCGUAAACACAAACCACUUUACUUCUACAAGAUCGCAGCAAUAAGACAACGUUUAACACAUAAGUAUCUUGAUUUUGAGCGUUUCUCUUUUGUGUCGUUUCUUUCCUGGAGAAGCUGAACUUGCAUGUCAUACCAUCCACACCUGUUCUCUGGUACGCUGAUGAUAGCUGAAUUUUUCGAGAAGCUUGGUUUACGUUUGGGCUCUCACACUCCGUCUCGUCUCAGGAGAAUGUGGGAAGCAUAUAGAUGCAACUGUAAUGAUGCCAUCCUAUAUCAUAUGUAUAUAAUGUAGGUAGGUGUAAUGUUAUAAUAUCUGGAUUAAGGGAAAACCUUCAAGCCAGUAUGUCUUGUAACUGAACGACGAGUACUAAUGGAAGUGGUGUAACAAUAGUAGUCUAUCA